AUGCAGACUAACAUUGUGGUAGGCUUAUUUGCCAUCAUAUCAGGUUUUCUCAUUGCCAUCAAUGGCUACUACACCAUUUUCAUGGCCAUUGAAAGCGGCAUUUGCACGAUUGCAGCCGGUCUGCUCUACACCAUGGAUGUGAACAUCCCACUCCGCAAACCACUCGGCUAUCAGGUCCUCCUUGGGGUCGGGCAAGGCUUGGCUAUUCAAGUCCCAGUCAUCGUUGCCCAAUCUUUUGCUAAGCCAGAAUACAUGUCCCCAACAACCGCCAUAAUUCUGUUUUUCCAAAUGACAGGUGGGACCAUUUGCAUCUCCUCGGGCCAGGGCAUAUUCAUCAACCGAUUAUUGUACCAUCUGUCUCAAAUCGCUCCCCAUAUUGAUACCAACACAGUACUGGCAGCUGGAGCCUCGCAGUUGCGCCAGGUCAUACCGGCUGAUCAGAUUGAAUUUGUACUCAGGGCUUAUUCUGCGGGGCUGAAAGAUACAUUUGCCUUGGGCAUUGCUUUAGCUGGCUGUGGGUUCUUAACCAGCUGGGUUGCGCCCGUGAAAGAUCUCAAGAAAAUGGAUGGGUUGGGGGUUGAAAGUGAAUUAGCGCUGGGAGCAUAG
Molecule: messenger RNA, 606 nt
Organism: Penicillium canariense
Lineage: Eukaryota; Fungi; Ascomycota; Eurotiomycetes; Eurotiales; Aspergillaceae
Product: MFS gliotoxin efflux transporter GliA
Exons: 2
Coding region: 1-606 (201 amino acids)
Biological process (GO): transmembrane transport
Molecular function (GO): transmembrane transporter activity
Source: RefSeq, a predicted model, not a curated record